Messenger RNA from Brassica oleracea var. oleracea, 1537 nucleotides. Its product is annotated as provicilin-like. The record is from RefSeq and is a predicted model, not a curated record. The coding region runs from base 32 to 1519 and encodes 495 amino acids. The transcript has 4 exons. Lineage: Eukaryota; Viridiplantae; Streptophyta; Magnoliopsida; Brassicales; Brassicaceae.
AGCAUAAACAUUUAUUAGAAAAAUUACAGAGAUGACUAAGUUUACGGUAUUACCACUCUUUGUUCUUCUCUUUCUUGUAUUACUCUGCACCAAGUCGUGGGCUAAGUCUGAAGAGUUUGAUGAGUCGUCGGACGAAGAAAACGACGUCGCUGCUGUACCGUCAUGUUGCGGGUUCUCGUCGCCUCUUCUGAUCAAGAAAGAUCAAUGGAAACCAAUCUUCGGGACCCAGUUCGGACAGAUCUCAACCGUUCAAAUCGGCGAGGGAUGCGGCGGGAUGGGACCUUACAAAAUACAUUCCAUAACGCUGGAGCCAAACGCUCUUUUGCUCCCUCUUCUUCUUCAUUCAGACAUGGUCUUCUUUGUCGAGUCUGGAAGUGGGAUUCUGAAUUGGGUCGAGGCGGAAGCGACGAGUUCUGAGAUAAGACGAGGGGACGUUUACAGGUUACGUCCCGGUACAGUAUUCUACUUACAAAGCAAACCGAUUGAUAUCUUUCUUGGAACCAAACUUAGGGUUUACGCAAUUUUCUCAAACACCGAGGAGUGUUUACAUGAUCCUUGCUUUGGUGCGUAUUCGAGCAUCACAGAUCUAUUGUUUGGUUUUGAUGAGACCAUUCUCCAGUCAGCUUUUGGGGUUCCUGAGGAAAUUAUUGGUCUGAUGACGAACCGUACGCAGCCACCACUGAUCGUGCAUGACAUGCUGAGCACGCCUGGUGAGGCCAACACCUACACGUGGCAGCUCCAACCGCGGUUACUCAAACUCUUUGCCGGAUAUGUUAGCGCAGCGGAGAACAAGAAGAAGGAGAAGAAGACAAAGAAAGCAAAGACAUUCAAUGUCUUCGAAUCGGAACCUGACUUCCAGAGCCCUAACGGUCGUACUAUAACGAUUAACAGGAAGGAUCUAGAAGUGUUAAGCGGCUCAAUGGUUGGAGUCUCCAUGGUGAAUCUAACUCAAGCAUCGAUGAUGGGACCUCACUGGAACCCAUGGGCUUGUGAGAUCUCAAUUGUGUUGAAAGGAUCAGGAAUGGUUCGUGUGCUUAGGUCUUCGAUUUCUUCAACAUCAUCAUCAUCAGAGUGUAAGAACAUGAGGUUUAAGGUAGAGGAAGGAGAUAUUUUCGCAGUUCCACGGUUACAUCCAAUGGCUCAAAUGUCUUUUAUAAAUGAGUCAUUAGUGUUCAUUGGGUUUACUACUUCAGCUAGGAACAACGAGCCACAGUUCUUAGCCGGCCAGAGAUCAGCUUUGCGGUUUCUUGACCGGGAGGUACUAGCUGCGUCGUUGAAUGUGAGUAGUGUGAUGGUUAAUGGAUUGUUGGGAGCUCAGAAGGAGGCGGCUGUGUUGGGAUGUCCUUAUUGUGCGGAAGGAGAGUUGGAGAAGCUUAAAGUGGAGACGGAGAUGAAGAAGAGGGAUGAUGAGAGGAAGAGAGAAGAAGAAGAGGCGAAGAAAGAAGAGGAAGAGAGGAGAAAACGAGAAGAAGAAGAAGAGAAGCAAUGGCCGCCACUGCCUCAACAACCACCGGAGUAGAAGUGGUGGCAGCCUCAG